This is a messenger RNA of Aspergillus steynii IBT 23096, 726 nucleotides long. RefSeq lists its product as uncharacterized. NCBI's taxonomy places the organism in Eukaryota, Fungi, Ascomycota, Eurotiomycetes, Eurotiales, Aspergillaceae. The coding region runs from base 1 to 726 and encodes 241 amino acids. The record is from RefSeq and is a predicted model, not a curated record. The transcript has 3 exons.
AUGGGGGAUUUCGUCGAUGAGAUGCUGGAUUCGCGUGUGCCUACGAACCGCAAAGCUACCAAUGACCUUGAAAGCCCCCCAGCCCAACGAUUGCGUCGCGUCGUCCCGGAGUCCCCGAAUAAUUCCAUCCAAGGCAUUCUGCGAGCGAACAGCGGAGAGCGGCUUUAUGUCCGUCCCAUCUGCUGGACUUCGAGACAGCUGCAGUUACUGAACUGUUACUUCGUACGAGAGGAAGUGCAUUUGAAGAUUGGAGACCCACCGGUGAAGUCGGUCUUAAAGACUCUGCGUAACCAAGAGCCAAAAAGAAAACCCAUCUCUGCGAUCGCCAGGCUACUUGCCCCAGCGACCUCGGAAGCGAAGCAAUCAGAUGUGAGAGAAAUUCUCAGCUGCUACGAUAUACACCCUCUCCUGUUGAACGAUGGACGAGUCAUCUUGUCGUACGAUGUACGGCCUAUCCCGUCGAAGCGCCUUGCAUUCAAUUUUGGACGCAGGAGCAGCGACAGCUUACAGAAGAAUCACAAGCGACAACAAACCAUCAGCAAGAAUGUCAAGGGCCAACACAGACAGUCAAUGAUACAGGCCCUCGGUCCUUCAAGGUCACCGUUCUUGCUACACCCAGCACAGUGGUUGAUGUACUCUACGUCUAUGUCGCCUCCAUUUCGACCGAAUUUCUCGAUUGUUUGGAUGCCCCAUCGCAACCUUUGCCCAGUCAUCCUGUUCUGGUGA